AUGGCUAUAACGUCCCUCCUCAUGCUACGGCGAACUGGGUCCAACUUGCCAGUCGAGCUGUUCCUGGACUCGGCGGAGGACUACAACCAUCAUCUUUGCGACGAGCGAUUACCGAAGUUGAACGCGAGAUGUCUCAUUAUGGACGACGUCUUCUCUAGCACACCCGACAUGCCAAAACUGGAGAAGUUCCAGUUCAAAGUGUUCUCCAUCAUCUUCUCGGAGUUCUCUGAUAUCCUGUUCCUCGACGCCGAUGCCUUUCCGAUACACAGUCCGGAUUACCUCUUUGACAAUAAUCCCUACAAAUCAUAUGGGCUCGUGACAUGGCCUGAUCUUUGGAUGCCAACGGUGUCGCCAGUGUUCUACGAUCUGGCCAAUUUGACAGCCCCGCCGCUUAAGAGCCGGCGGAGCUCAGAGAGUGGGAUUAUGAUGUACGACAAGAGCAGACAUGCCGAGAGCAUCAUUCUGGCCUCGUAUUACAACUUUUACGGUCCGCACUACUAUUAUCCCCUAUUUUCUCAGGGGGCGCACGGUGAGGGUGACAAAGAGACGUUCCUUCACUCUGCAGCAGUGCUAGGGAAGCCAUUUUACGAUGUCAAGACGCCCAUGGGCUUCCUUGGCAGGUGGAUCAAAGGGGACUUCCGAACAGCGGGGAUGAAACAAGCAGAUCCAGUCGAGGACUAUAACUUACAACUGUUGAAACGAAAUAAGGGCCAAGCCAACAAGGAAGAAAAGGAUGGCAAGAAUGAGAAGCGUGCGCGAUGGCUGUUCCUGCAUCACAAUAUAGUGAAACUCGAUCUCCGUAAGAUGGACGACCCUGUGGAUACUGUUUCCGAGUUGAACGAGAACGGCAAGCUGAUGCGGAUGUGGGGCGAUGAUAAUAAGCUUAUCGAGAUGUCGGGGUACGAUGUGGAGAAGGUCAUGUGGGAGGAGAUCAUCAAGGCGAACUGUGAGACGUCAUAUUUUGAGCAAUGUGAGAGGUUGAGGGAAUUUUAUACCAGCGUGUUUACACCGCCACCUUCGGAAUGA
Molecule: messenger RNA, 1026 nt
Organism: Phaeoacremonium minimum UCRPA7
Lineage: Eukaryota; Fungi; Ascomycota; Sordariomycetes; Togniniales; Togniniaceae
Product: putative alpha- -mannosyltransferase protein
Exons: 1
Coding region: 1-1026 (341 amino acids)
Biological process (GO): mannan biosynthetic process
Cellular component (GO): Golgi apparatus
Molecular function (GO): alpha-1,2-mannosyltransferase activity
Source: RefSeq, a predicted model, not a curated record